Molecule: messenger RNA, 1067 nt
Organism: Alnus glutinosa
Lineage: Eukaryota; Viridiplantae; Streptophyta; Magnoliopsida; Fagales; Betulaceae
Product: type III polyketide synthase B
Exons: 2
Coding region: 16-969 (317 amino acids)
Biological process (GO): polyketide biosynthetic process
Molecular function (GO): acyltransferase activity, transferring groups other than amino-acyl groups
Source: RefSeq, a predicted model, not a curated record
ACAAGGUAUGUAGUCAUGUCAGAAGAGAUCCUGAAGAAGUACCCGGAGCUUGCUGUUGAAGGCUCACCCACUGUAAAGCAAAGGCUAGAUAUAUGUAAUAACGCUGUGACACGGAUGGCUAUUGAAGCUUCACAAGCUUGCAUCAAGAAUUGGGGCAGGCUUGUUUCAGAUAUAACCCACUUAGUCUAUGUCUCAUCAAGUGAAGCUCGGCUACCUGGUGGCGACCUUUUUCUAGCAAAAGGGCUUGGACUCAAUCCCGAGACUCAAAGGGUCUUGCUCUACUUCAUGGGCUGCUCCGGAGGUGUUUCCGGCCUACGCGUUGCAAAAGACAUUGCUGAGAACAAUCCUGGGAGCCGAAUUUUGCUUGCAACUUCUGAAACUACUAUUAUUGGGUACAAACCGCCAAGUGUAGAGAGACCAUAUGAUCUAGUUGGUGUUGCACUAUUUGGGGAUGGUGCUGGGGCCAUGAUAAUUGGCUCAGACCCGAUUUUAGGCAAAGAACAGCCUCUCUUUGAGCUGCAUACAGCAAUCCAGAACUUCCUGCCCAACACCGAGAAGACUAUCGACGGAAGGUUGACGGAGGAGGGGAUUGGCUUCACGCUAGCAAGGGAACUUCCCCAGAUAAUUGAAGAUAACAUUGAAGGAUUCUGUAAGAAGUUAAUUGUUGGAUUUCCUGACAAGGACUACAAUAAGAUGUUUUGGGCAGUCCAUCCAGGUGGGCCGGCAAUCUUGAAUCGGAUCGAAAAGCGACUCGAGUUGUCACCGGAGAAGCUAAAUGCAAGUAGAAGAGCUCUUAUGGAUUAUGGUAAUGCUAGCAGUAACACCAUUGUGUAUGUGCUGGAGUACAUGAUAGAAGAGAGCCUGGUGAUUAAGAAGGAAAACAAAGGAGACAGUGAAUGGGGCAUGAUUCUAGCUUUUGGACCUGGGAUCACCUUUGAGGGAAUUCUAGCAAGGAACCUCACUGUCUAACAAUACAAAAUUUAUUGGUUUGUUUUAUCCGGCUGAUUAAGGUCUGUUAAUGUAGUUUCUUACUAAAAUCUAAAACUAGAAGCUCCUAUUGGAAUAAU